GAUUCCGGGCAGUUCACACAUGCUCUAUUGAUUACAGACAAGGCAAACAUAGACAGGCAUCUGCUAGUGUGAUAGCAAAUAUUAUUGCACACAAAUACCUUGAUGCUUCCAAUAAACCAUACCCCCCCCAAAGCAAAUUCGUGAGGACAUGAGUAUGUAGUAUGGAAUUUCCAUGUCAUACAACAAAGCUUGGAAAGCACAGAAGAAAGCAAUGCAGCUGCAAUUUGGUUCUGAUCUUGAAUCCUAUCAGCUUUUGCCUUCAAUGGCUUAUGUGCUUGAGAAAACAAAUCCUGGCUCUAUGUUUAAUCUAGUCACAGGGAAGGAUGAUGCAUUUUCUACCUUUUUUAUGUCAUUCAAACCAUGGAUAGAAGCUUGGCCCUACUGCAGACCUGUUCUUAUAUUGGAUGGUUCUUUCAUGAAGGCUUACUAUAAAGGCACUCUCCUUACAGCUUGUUGCCAAGAUGCCAAUGAUCACAUAAUUCCUAUUGCAUUUGGUAUUUGUGGUUCUGAAACUAAAGCUUCUUGGAAAUGGUUCUUAUCCAAAGUUUGUCAAUCAAUAAAGUACAGACAUGACCUGUACGUAGUAUCUGAUAGGCAUAAAGGGCUUAUCAAGGCCGUUUCUGAACUCUUGCCACAUGCUAGCCACGGUUUUUGUGUUGCUCAUCUUGGUCGUAACAUAACAUCAAAAUUCAGAGGAUCUAUAGCUGGUUUGGGAUGGAAGUUCAAAGCUGCCUAUAUGGCAGCAACUAUGAAAGAAUAUGACGACUACUUAUCCAUGUUGGAUUCUGAAGACCCCAGGAUAAGGACUUGGCUAGACAAAUUAGGUGCUAACACAUGGUCAAAAGUAAUGUCUGGCCCAAAGAGAUAUAAUAUUAUGACAUCAAAUUGUGUUGAGUCUAUGAACAAAGUCAAUGUCUGUGCUAGAGAGUAUUCUGUGUCUAAACUUGUUGAUUUCUUGCGUGAAAGGAUGCAACAAUGGUUCACAGAGAGGAAAGAUAAAGCUGAGAAAACAAGUACUAUACUCACAAAGAAAUGUGAGAAACGCCUGGUAGCUUUGCAAGCUGAAUCCACACGUAUGAAGUUGUUGACAGUAGAUGCAAGUCCUUUGUGGUAAAGCUCAACUCUAGAAGUUGUACAUGCGGCCACUUUCAAUUAGAUCAAUUUGUGUGUGUUCAUGAUGUGGCUGCAAUCGGUAUACGCCCACACCUUUCAUGUUAUACGUACAUAUCUCCAUAUUACACAAGAGAUGCUUGGCUUGCUACAUGGUCUGGUAUCAUGCAUCCUAUUGCUGAUCCUGACAGUUGGUCAAUUCCUGCUACUAUUCAAAACCAGAGAUGCAAGCCACCAAGUUGUUUGAAGCGUCCUCCUGGUCGCCCUAAGAAAUGCAGAAUUCCAUCCAUUGGAGAAUAUAGAGGUUCAAAACGUAAAAAAUGUUCUAGAUUCCAUGUGCUUGGGCAUAAUAAGAAAACUUGUAGAAAUCCAAUUCCAAUUAAUACCCAGUGAUGUAGAUUUGUCCACUCAUUUUAUGUUGUCUUCUGUUUUUUUGUACUUUUAACAAUUCUACUAUGUGGUUUGGACUUGGUUAUCAUUUCCUUGAACGUUUAAGGUUUUGUGCUUUAGCCAUUCUUGGCAUUUAAGUGUUUAUGACUUGUGCUUUAACCAAAUGUUUUAUCC
Messenger RNA from Cuscuta europaea, 1674 nucleotides. Lineage: Eukaryota; Viridiplantae; Streptophyta; Magnoliopsida; Solanales; Convolvulaceae. The record is from the annotation of a GenBank genome assembly.